This is a messenger RNA of Daldinia decipiens, 1796 nucleotides long. RefSeq lists its product as uncharacterized. The transcript is spliced from 3 exons. The coding region runs from base 1 to 1665 and encodes 554 amino acids. Lineage: Eukaryota; Fungi; Ascomycota; Sordariomycetes; Xylariales; Hypoxylaceae. The record is from RefSeq and is a predicted model, not a curated record.
AUGGAAUCCUCGGCUCUCCCUCAAGAGAUUUUCUUAUUGUUAUGCGAAGAGCUUGCUGCGCGUCGCGACUUUGGAACCCUGUUCAACUGCUCGCUUGUUAGUCGACGAAUUGCCAGCGUUGCAUUAGAGCAGAUAUAUAGUAUUCAAGAAUAUUCCCCCGUAAGCACUGGUGAUGCCAUUUACAAGCUAGAAUGGUUGCAAUUGUGGAGGUCUAUUAUCCUCUCAAGUAUUAAGAAAACCGCAUUCCCAUAUUGCGUUUACGUCCGCGCCCUAUCGCUUGGUAACCUCGAAGAAUGCCUCCAAGACAUCAACCGAGACAAAUAUUCCCGGGAUAUAUUCUUCGGAGGCGCAAUGAGGCAGUUUCUUGUACUAGGAAAGGGCCACGGCCUAUUUAAGAAUACUCGAGAAGUCCAAUUGCCACCCAUAAACAUCCAAGAUACGAUAGUCAAGUGCGCGGAUUCCAUUACUCGAUACAUCAAGAGGCUAGCAGACGACACGGGAACCGCUGUAUCUUUGGCGCAUCUGGAGGGCACAUAUAUUCCACACGAUGAAUUACCGACCUGGAUAGCACGACUUGGAACCCUAACGUCUUUGCGUAUCCGAGACGGAUCGGUACUCGGCGUGGAAGCGGCUAGUGCUAUUUUCGAAUGCUGUCCACGAUUUGUCGAUUUAACAUAUUCAAGCUCUACCGCAGACGAAGAUUUGGCCGCAUUUUUCCAAACGCUACGUCCUAACAGUUUACGUAGUUUUGAAGUAAUAAGCCAGAACUCAAUUGGGGAAAACGCCUUGACGGCACUCAAUUACCAUGCAGCAUCUCUCCGAAGGCUUGUACUUCGAAAUCUUACACCCCAGGCUAUGAAGGCCCUUAACUCAUUGCCCGAUUGUACAUUCCUAGAAACACUUUUGAUCGAGAACGACCGGUACAACUUGGUGGACGCGGCGGAUUACCCCGAGGAAACACUCAAAGAGGUCUCCGCGUGGAUCUGCAAAUGCAAAUCUCUUCGAGAUCUCAGUUUCUCGCAUUUUAUUGGUUCCGAUCCGGUGGUCAAGGAUAUUUUGAAUUCGCCUGACAUCCGCCUCACGUCCCUGUCUUUAAUAUCGAUUCACUCAGAAACCGAGGCAGAGGAUACCGCUACCUGGACUGCGCUUGGCCUUCAAGAUCGUCUUGAGUCCCUAACCCUUGGUCUACAUGAGCUCGGCUACGGUCACAUAGCCGAAGCAAAGCCACCACUAGUAGACUCAAUUUGCCGGCUUAAAAAUGUGGCAUCGCUGAAUUUAAUGCAAGUGCAUCUCAGUGAGGACACAGUAGAACGCAUCGCGACAUCAUUACCGAAUCUAUCCGAAUUUAGCUUCAGUGGCAACCACUUAUAUAACCCUAUAUUAAUUCCCCUAAGUGCCAUCCCCAAGCUCAAAUUACUCUGCAUCAGUUCUCUCUCUUCUUUCACUUUCCAAGGUCUACGUGACUUUGUCUUUAGGCUUAUCUCCCGAGGCCGAACAGGAAUUAAGAUAGAUAUCUUGAACCAGUUAGGCGAGUGUAAACUCACAGCAUCCGAAUCUGUUUUGCUACAAAAGCAUUUCAUGGAUCUCAAAGGUCGGCUUGAGAUUGCCUAUUUUAUGGAUCCGGACGAGCUCCACGAGACGGACUUUUCUGAUGUUUCCGACUAGUUAUAUGCAUAAUGCGAUGUUUGGAGGUAGUUUAUAAGCCUAAUAUCACAAUAAUAUCAUUAGAGCGGAGGUUCUCGAGAAGUUAUAAUAUGUAAUUCCAUUCAAGAGAAGUAUUUUUGUUCAUAAGCACG